Microtus oregoni (creeping vole) is the source of this 2682-nucleotide messenger RNA. It is a transcript of the gene Ciz1, whose product is annotated as CDKN1A interacting zinc finger protein 1. The transcript has 18 exons. Gene Ontology annotation, cellular component: nucleus. Gene Ontology annotation, molecular function: nucleic acid binding; zinc ion binding. Lineage: Eukaryota; Metazoa; Chordata; Mammalia; Rodentia; Cricetidae. The record is from RefSeq and is a predicted model, not a curated record. The coding region runs from base 147 to 2555 and encodes 802 amino acids.
UCCGCGCAGGACUGCCCAGCCGCCGGGCCUUCCGAGUGGACAAGCUGCUGCCGGGUCCCGAGAAGCCCGCGAACCGGCGAGCCCGCGCCGUCAAUUCUGCGGAUGGCUUUCGCGUCUUCCGCCUUCGUGGAUUGCUGAGAGCAACCAUGUUCAACCAACAAUUCCAGCAGCAACAGCAACAGUUGCAGCAGCUGCAGCAGCAGCAGCUCCAGCAGCAGCAGUUGCAACAGCAGCAGCAGUUACUGCAGCUCCAGCAGCUGCUGCAGCAGUCCCCACCGCAGGCCCCCUUGCCCAUGCCUGUCAGCCGGGGCCUCCCCCAGCAGUCGUCACCGCAACAGCUUCUGAAUCUCCAGGGCACCCACUCGGCCUCCCUGCUCAAUGGCUCCAUGCUGCAGAGAGCUUUGCUGCUUCAGCAGCUGCAAGGAUUGGACCAGUUUGCAAUGCCACCAGCCACGUAUGACAGUGCCGGCCUCACCAUGCCCACGGCAGCAUUGGGCAACCUCCGUGCUUACAACAUAACGGCCCCCAGCCUACCAGCACCCAGCCUUACACCUCCCCAGAUGGUCACCCCAAAUCUGCAACAGUUCUUUCCGCAGGCCACACGCCAGUCCCUGCUGGGCCCUCCUCCUGUUGGGGUCCCAAUGAACCCUUCUCAGCUCAGCCACUCAGGGAGGAACUCCCAGAAACAGGCAAGAACUCCUUCCACUACCCCCAAUCACAAGGAUUCUUCUUCCCAGACAGUGCCUGUGGGAGACAGGGAGGACCCCACAGAGGGGUCUGAAGAGGCCACGGAGCUCCAGAUGGACACACCUGAAGACCAAGAUUCCCUAGUCUCCCCAGACGACAUGGAGACCCCAGUGCUUGACCCUGAGCCCUUUGAGGAAUUAGAACCACCAGCUAAGAGGCCCAAGAGCUCAGAGGAGGCCACAGAGAAAGGGCCUAAAGGGCAGCCACAAGCAAAGGUCCAGCCUCAGACCCAGAUGACAGCACCAAAGCAGACACAGACCCCAGAUCAGCUGCCUGAGCCACCAGGAGCCCAAGUCCUGACACAGUUGCAGCCCCAGGUUCUGCAGCAUCAGGCUCAGCUGCAGCCAAGGCUGCAGAAGCAGGCGCAGACCCAGACCUCUCCAGAGCACUUAGCACCACAGCAGAACCAGGUAUCCGCACAAGCACAGCCACAGGAGCAGCCUUCAGGACAGAUGCAAGAACAGACAUCAGAGAAGACUCAGGACGGGCCUCAGACCUGGCCACAGGGGUCAGCACCCCCACCAGCACAAGUGCCAGUUGUGGCCUGUGCCACAGAACCGCAGCCAUCUGGUGCUACAGAAGCUAGGGGAGGCCCAGAGGAGGCCUUGCCAGAACCAGUAAGUACCCAGGACAGUGAAGACACGAGCCAGGAGGCAUCACCUGGUGACCUGGAUGUGGGAGAGUGUGAAAAAAGAGCAAGAGAGAUGCUUGGGAUGUGGGGGGCUGGGGGCUCCCUGAAGGUCACCAUCCUGCAGAGCAGUGACAGCCGGGCUUUCAACACCACGCCCCUCACAUCUGGACUUCGCCCUGGGGACUCCACAUCUGCUGCCCCUGCCCUUGCCAGCAUACCCUCCCAGCAGACCCUCCAAUUCUUCUGCUAUAUCUGCAAGACCAGCUGCAACAGCCAGCAGGAGUUCCAGGACCACCUGUCAGAGGGUCAGCACCAGCAGCGGCUUGGGGAAAUGCAGCGCUCGAGCCAGACCUGCCUGCUAUCCCUGCUGCCCAUGCCUCGGGACAUCCUGGAGAGAGAGGCGGAAGAUCCUCCACCAAAACGCUGGUGCAACACCUGCCAGGUGUACUACAUGGGAGACCUGAUCCAGCACCGCAGGACACAGGAGCACAAGAUCGCCAAACAAUCCCUGAGGCCCUUCUGUACCAUCUGCAGCCGUUAUUUCAAGACCCCUCGAAAGUUUGUGGAACAUGUGAAAUCUCAGGGACACAAAGACAAGGCCAAGGAGCUGAAGACACUUGAAAAGGAGAUAGUGAACCCAGAGGAGGAGCACUUCAUCACAGUGGAUGCCGUUGGUUGCUUCGAGAGUGAUCAAGAAGAGGACGAGGAUGAUGAGGAAGAGGAAGAGAUUGAGGCUGAGGAGGAAUUCUGCAAGCAGGUGAGGUCAGGAGAUACAUCCUUAGAGGAAUGGAAAGGCUCAGAGACUUACAGCCCCAACACUGCAUAUGGUGUGGACUUCCUGGUGCCCGCGAUGGGCUAUGUCUGCCGCAUCUGUCACAAGUUCUACGACACUAACUCAGGAUUGCGGCUCUCCCACUGCAAGUCCCUGGCCCACUUUGAGAACCUGCAGAAAUACAAAGCAGCCAAGAACCCCAGCCCUGUCAGCAGGCCCGUGAGCCGCAGAUGUGCGAUCAACGCCCGCAAUGCCCUGACUGCACUGUUCACCUCUAGCAGUAGCGGUGGCCGCCUGCCCAGCCAGCCCAGCUCCCAGGACACAGCAAAAAUACCCAGCAAGGUGAAGCCUGGAUGCCCCAGGCCCCCUCCUUCCCUUCGGCGCUCAGCUCGCCUCAAAACCUGAUAGAGGGAGCUCCGGCCAGCCAGCCUGACUAGGGCCCGGCCUGCUAAUGUUUUCUAGGUACUGCGUGGAGAUGUUCACGUGGUUGAUGUUAUUACUCAAAAUCCAAUAAAGAGUUGCUCCGCUUUGC